CAUUGCACUCUUAUCUCAAUAUUACUUCACUUUUAUUCAAAAUUUUCAGUCAUUUUUGUCUUUUAUUAUUCAAAUCAAUGCGAGAAAUAGUUUUUGGUUUUGUCUCCCAAACAGUCGAUUAAAAUGAAAACAAAAUUUUAUUAAUAAUUUUUGCUCAAAAAUAAUAAAAUAUUUGCAAAAAUUAACAUAACUUUGGAUUUGGUCUCAAAAUUAUCUCCAAAAUAAUGUCACUUUUAUUUCAAAGCAAAUAUCAUUGCAUUCAAAGACAAUCCAGAAGAUACUUCUGGCAGUGGAUGAUCAAUGUGUUCAAUAAACCUGAUCCGCAGCGCCUCCAAGAGGUGGGCGCCGACAGAGCGGCCGCUGAGUGGCUCAUCAAAAACGGUGCGGCAGUCAAGUGGACUGAUAGUCACCAUUGGGUCAAAGACUAUGACCUCUUGGAGGACGAUGUGACCAAACGCAGCAUCAAAGAGAUCGACGCCACCAACUCGUCCAUCACUCACAUUGGCUUCCCUCACCUCAAUGGUUUGCACUCUUUGGACACAUUUAUCAUCAAAAAUAAUGGAUAUAUUGAAGACAACGCCAUUGAGAUAAAUCUCAAACAUCUUAAGCUCUUUGAUUUGCCGUCAGUUAAAGACAGAGAGAAGUGUUUGAAAGAUCUGAAGAGUGGUCUGAAGUGCGAAAUCGAUUGGAAAGAAGCAAAACCAAAGAAAUUGUUAUAAAAUCAUAACUUAAUUACUG
Molecule: messenger RNA, 738 nt
Organism: Oppiella nova
Lineage: Eukaryota; Metazoa; Arthropoda; Arachnida; Sarcoptiformes; Oppiidae
Source: the annotation of a GenBank genome assembly